This is a messenger RNA of Penicillium hordei, 300 nucleotides long. RefSeq lists its product as uncharacterized. Lineage: Eukaryota; Fungi; Ascomycota; Eurotiomycetes; Eurotiales; Aspergillaceae. The coding region runs from base 1 to 300 and encodes 99 amino acids. The record is from RefSeq and is a predicted model, not a curated record. The transcript is spliced from 2 exons.
AUGGAGAAAACGUGCCCAAAUUACGAGAACCUGCUUUUGCGACCGAAGACCGAACCUUGGAAAAUAUCCCCACAUGGACUCGCAGGAGACCGAGAUCCCUGCAAGACAAAGGAGGCUCGGGUUAUCAAUUUAGGACAACCCAAGCACACCCCAGCUGAGGCCAGUCAGCGCCCCCAGCCCGCAGACCCUGGAACACACGACCGUAUCGGAGGGCUUCGUACGAAGAGAGCCCAGCCCAUUGCAGGACUAGUAACCAAGGUGCUGGAUGACGAGCCAACAAUGGCUGAGGAUUGGCCUUAA